AGCCCAGCACUCACUCCAGCAUCCCAUCCCAACCACACCACCACACACCAUGCCUCCCCGGCUUCAAUUGCUGCCCUUCCAAUGGCAGCGGCCCUUCGCCGCCGCCACCACCACCACCAACACCACGACAGUCCUCUCCUCCUUCCUCCAGAGCCGCAAUGCUCACAUCCUAGCCUCUCUGUCCGACACCCCCGGCGCCUACAACAAACGCAUCAGAAGAGGUCGCGGUCCUGCCUCCGGAAAAGGUAAAACCUCGGGUAGAGGUCACAAGGGUCAGAAACAGCAUGGAAAGGUCCCCGCGCGGUUUAAUGGUGGUCAGACGCCGGAGAUUAUCGUGCAUGGUGAGAGGGGAGGCGUGAAUAUUCACGCCAUCGACCUCGCCCCCAUCAACCUCGACCGAAUCCAAUCCUGGAUCGACCAAGGCCGGAUCGACCCAACCCGUCCCAUUACGGUCCGCGAACUGGCUCAAUCGCGCUGCAUCCACCAAACCAAAGAAGGAGUGAAGCUUCUCGGCCGUGGCGUGGAAAAAGACGACCACGAGGUGCCUGUUUCCAGUGUGUUGAAGCAGCCCAUCCACUUGGUUGUUUCCCGUGCGUCCGGACCGGCUAUCGCGGCUGUUGAGGCGGCGGGUGGGUCAGUGACCACGCGGUUUUAUACCAAGUCUGCGAUUGCGAGGAUCAUGAAGCGCGAGAUGCAUCCGUUUGUGUCGAUGGCUUGGACGAAGGAGAGUGCGAGUGAGGGGUUGUUGGGUGUUGCUGAGGGGGCUGUGGAAGGGGGGGCUUUGACGGAGUCGAAGGUCAUGCAGGAGAUGGGAUUCAAGUAUAGAUUGCCGGAUCCGACUAAGAGACGCGAUAUUGAGUAUUAUCGUGACCCGGCGCAUCGGGGGUACUUGAGUCAUUUGUUGAAGCCGAUGGAGGGACCUAGUUUGUUCUUCCGGUCGCCGGUGGAGAGGAAGUCGGCUGCGGGUGUUAGGAAGGAGAAGGUUCUGCCGGAGAAUAGACUCUGGUAGUAAUCUGUGUAGAGUAUUUGGGUUUGAUUGGGGGUUGUAUUUAUUUGUUUGAGUGCUUUUUAUUACUUGUAUAAAUAUGCUUGUAUGUUAUGUUAUGCUCGUGGAUAUGUUUAUUUAG
Molecule: messenger RNA, 1127 nt
Organism: Aspergillus sclerotioniger CBS 115572
Lineage: Eukaryota; Fungi; Ascomycota; Eurotiomycetes; Eurotiales; Aspergillaceae
Product: mitochondrial 54S ribosomal protein uL15m
Exons: 2
Coding region: 50-1009 (319 amino acids)
Biological process (GO): translation
Cellular component (GO): mitochondrial large ribosomal subunit
Molecular function (GO): structural constituent of ribosome
Source: RefSeq, a predicted model, not a curated record